CGACAGUGAUAGCCACAGGCCAUGGAGCCGGCUACGCACCCUGGAGGGAGCCGCCAACCCAAGCUCAUCAUGACACACACACAGAUGGCCGCAUCGCUGCUGCUGCAGAUGCUCCUCUACUACAGCGGACUGUUCUCGCUCAUGUGGGGCAUCAUCACCGCCUGCAUCAUGGCAUGGAAGUGGGACAACCUCGACGACGCGCCCGUGUUCCAGUACAUCACCAUGGUGGUGUUUGUCAUCUGGGCCGUGGUGGAGCCUCUGAGGAUCUGGUUUGGCUUUGUGGGCAAUCUCAAGGAAAAGGUGCCGCAGCUUGCGGCCCACUGCCUGCUCAACGUCUUUCCGCAGAUUCCGGUCCUCAUCUACCUGGCCGCCUUUCAGCCGUCGCUGCUGCCGUUUGAGCGUGUGGCCAACGUCAUCCAGCUCUUGCUGGUCAUUGUCUCGGCCGGCGUCGGCUUUGCCACCACCCGCAGCCUCGUCCGCAACCAGACGUCGCAGUUCUACCUCAACCAGUUUGAAGCCGACGGCGUCGACGGCGCAGAGCCCAUGAUUCCGCUCACGGCGUUUGGUACCCCGCCGCCGGCCUCCUCCGAGCCGCCUGCCCGCUCCGCCUCGGGCGCCGACCUUGUCCACUCCACAUCGGCCGCAUCAGUGACUUCUGCCGACACCGCUGCCGCCCGCGCCGCCGCCCGCUCUUCCGCUCGCUCCUCUGCCGUCCCGCUUGACACCCUCAACGCCCUCAACACCACUCCACCCGGCCUUCGCCGGCGCUAACUCUAGACCAUCGUCUACCCACGUCCUUGUAUUCUGCUGCCUGGUCCCCCGAUGAACCCUCCCUCGUACCAC
Messenger RNA from Thecamonas trahens ATCC 50062, 843 nucleotides. Its product is annotated as transmembrane protein 17. Gene Ontology annotation, cellular component: ciliary transition zone. Gene Ontology annotation, biological process: non-motile cilium assembly. The record is from RefSeq and is a predicted model, not a curated record. The transcript is spliced from 3 exons. Lineage: Eukaryota; Apusomonadida; Apusomonadidae. The coding region runs from base 22 to 771 and encodes 249 amino acids.